Candidula unifasciata is the source of this 804-nucleotide messenger RNA. Lineage: Eukaryota; Metazoa; Mollusca; Gastropoda; Stylommatophora; Geomitridae. The record is from the annotation of a GenBank genome assembly.
AUGACGAUAUUAUCUAAGUUACUCGUUUAUACUUCAGGGGAGCAGUUGUUGAAUAAAUUGACUAAAUUCAAAGCAACAUUUCUACACACAACAAAUAGUUGGUUUUCAAAGAGAUACAUCCAAACUCACUACGAAACCUUAGGUCUUCAUAAAAACGCUACGGCACAAGAAAUACGGGAUGCCUUUCUCAGACUAUCAAAACAGUACCACCCUGAUGUCACACAGAAUGACAGCGAAAGUCAUACCCGGUUCCUGAAAAUAAAUGAAGCGUAUUCAGUCCUGAGUAAGCCAAAUUCUCGAGCAGAAUAUAAUUAUUCGCUGGAAAACGAAUCUUUGAAACACGAAAACUACAACAGCGAUAUUCCUAAUUAUGGCUUUUCUGAAGCUUCAAAUCAAAACGAUCCAAAUGUCCAUGGGAAGGAAAACAUGUUUCGGAAUGUCAAGUUUUCAGAAAGGACCAACGGGAUUCAUGACAGGAAAGAUUCCUUUUUUUAUGAAAUGUUCAAGUAUUCAGUGUAUACUCUAGUUUUAGUCUUCGGCAUGGCUUUCUUUAUAUCGAGCAGCGCCGACAAUGAGCCAAAAAAGUUAGUGAAUAAUCCGCGGAGCACGAACGUGUACAUGAGCAAAGAUGAACUAGAAAAAGGGCAGUUACUGUGGACGGUGGAAGAGUAUGGAACUAAGAUGUAUUUCUACGCCGUCGACAGCGAAUCUGAAGGACAGAAGGUGUAUGUCGGGUGCCGGGAAUAUGGAAAGGACAGCACAGAUUAUGUGUAUCGUGUUCUCACCUCAUAUAGCCGUUCUUAA